Mobula hypostoma (lesser devil ray) is the source of this 5347-nucleotide messenger RNA. Its product is annotated as TRAF family member-associated NF-kappa-B activator-like. The coding region runs from base 684 to 2117 and encodes 477 amino acids. NCBI's taxonomy places the organism in Eukaryota, Metazoa, Chordata, Chondrichthyes, Myliobatiformes, Myliobatidae. The record is from RefSeq and is a predicted model, not a curated record. Gene Ontology annotation, biological process: canonical NF-kappaB signal transduction. The transcript has 9 exons.
GUAAGCCGGUGAAGGUCGGACCGUGCGCUCCAAGGGAGAGGGCAGCCGCGCUCCCGUGUCUGGGGCUGGCCUCACUCACUCUCGGGGCGGGGAGACCAGCUGCUUGCGAGCUGCGCUGCCCUUUAACUGCUGUCGGGUCCCGGGUAAACUUGCCGAGGCCUAGUGAAGGGCGCUGCUUCGCCCAGUGUUGGGGGCAGCUCCUACCUGUUUGGUUCUGUCCCCUCCCCUUUCAUGUGAUCGGAAACACGGCGAGCAACUUAUGCCUUAGAUCAUAACUGCAAACUGCUCUCGGGAGUUUUUGCGGUUUGUAUUUCUUUAAAGUGCAGCUGGAAAAUUUACCAGCGUUAAUAUUUUGCCACUUGGCCGAGUGACGGAAUGGCCCCUUCCGCUCCCAUUUAAUAUGUUGUGAAAAUCUAAAAAGUUUUUCGCCGAGGGAAGUCAUGAGUGGAACAGUACUGCAGAUGUUGAAUGUCUGCAGUAAAACAAAUACUGUUAAAUGUUCAAGUUAAGCAACAUCCAUGAGACACACAUCAGGUCGAUGAUCCUUCAUCGAAUUUCAGAAAUGUUAGCAGAAGAGGAGUCGAACUAAAGGACAAGUCCAAAGGCGGAAGAGGUCAAUCGAGGUGACGGGGCCAAGUCAAAGAGAACGGUAUUUUUAACUAUGUAAUAUCCCUUUGGUAAAUAUGGAUAAAAAUAUUGGAGAGCAGCUCAACAAGGCUUUUGAUGCAUAUCGUCAGGUAUGUGUGGAGAGAGACACCAUCAAGAAAACAUUAGAACAACAGAUUUCUGCCUUAGAACAAAGUCUGGAAAAGAAACAAACUAUCAUUACAAAAUUACAGUCACAGGUUGCCUCUACCACCCCCAGAGGUAAUAUUCCUGGUCAAGUUCAGGCUCUGAACACUUUGCCACAAGUAACUGAGGGUGACUUGCUGAAAGGCAGAAGAAAUGAGGCACAGCAUCCUGCUGCAUCUGAAUCGCUGGAGGAUUUGAAAGUAGCAUUAGAACGGGAAAGAGUUUGCAAGGAAAACUUUUUAACCGUGAAGAACAGGUUAAUGGAACAGAUUAAGGAUUAUCAGCAAAAACAGACAGAACUUAAGAAUGACAUUGAAGAAAAAGACCGUCAACUGUGGCAGCUCAGGAAAGAAUUAAAGGAAUACACCGACUUACAACCCCACUGCAGGCCAGUCUUGGAGGUGAACUGGGAGUUGACUGAAUCACCAUUAAAGAAGGAUAUUCCUUUGACAGGGACAGAUCAUCAUGCAUUGUGCAAAGAGAGGAUGGAGUUUGCUUUUCAGGAAAUUUAUCAAGAAUUUAAGCACCUGUCUGCCUUGACAAAAAAACAAACAGAACUUCUCAGUAAAUAUAACUACAACAAAGAAGUAAUAAAUAUGCCUUUCUCAAUGCCUAUACAAUGCACAGAUGAAGGAGAGCAAGAACAUAUAGUUAAAACCAAUGUGAAGGAGGGAAGCAUAUCAAAGGACUUUGUUGCAUCACAAGGCUACAGAGUUCAACAGGGGCAGCUUCCAGUUGUUGAGUCAUUAUCUGAGUUAGAUAUCAAAUUCCCACCUUCAGGUAAUUACGAAUUCCUAAACAGUGCACCAGAAAAAUCAAAACUAAAGCUUCCUGUUGAAAUCCCUACUUGCGAUGUUGAAGAGGUGCUGUUGAAAGAUGAUAUCCAGGACUUGAGUAAGAAAUGCAAUAAAGAAGAAUGGACUUCAUUUGAAAUUUGCAAUGCGGGACCAAUUAAUGAAGAGUCCAACAACCUCUUCUGUGGUGAACAAGGGAAGUGUGCAAACAUUAAUAUUGAAAGAACCCCGUUUAGAAAUCCUUCAAGCCCUACUGUUCAUAAACCUUCAAAUCCUUUCCUAAAUGUUGAAGAAUCUACCAUUAAGCUUCCAACAACAGAGAUAAGAGGACCUCAGCAGCCUGUGUGGAGCCCUUACCACAAUAAAGAGGGUGAGUUGCUACAUCAAGCAUCCAAUGACUCUGACCUGGACCUACACUCCAAAAUCUGUGAAUUCUGUCAGGCAGUCUUCCCAGCAGGCACCAGAUCGAGGGAAAACUUCCUCAGGCAUCUUAAUUCACACUUUGAUCUUGCCGCUAAAAAUGGAUUUUAAUGCUUAUACAUUUCUACAGUUUGAGAUGAAGAAACCGUCCUGUGAACCUAACAUGUUUACAUGAUGUAUAAAAUAACUCUUGCUAGUGUAGAAUUAUAAAUUUCCAAAGAACAUCUUUUAAGGUUGGUACAGUAACAUAUUUUGGAAUUUUUGUCCUUGAAGGAACUUUUUACUUUGGAACAAUGUCUGAUUAUUUAUAACAGAACAUUCUGACAAGUUCAUCUGAAUUCAAUUGUCCUUCAGGGCCGUUGCUGUUUUGACAAGUGUCACGUAAUUGGAGUACACUAGUUGUAAAUUAUCCAAAUCAGCAUUUUAAAAAAUGACUCGUACAAAAUGAGGGAGAAAAAAGCUGGUGGCAUAAAUAAAAUUAAUUACUAGUUUUGUAGAUCUUUAUCUUUUAAAAAUAAAAGCUAUUGGAUUGUCUUUCUCUCAUUUUAUUUUUACUUUCAGUGUGACCAGCUGACCAAAAUAAACUUCAAAAUUUGUCCAGCCCUCGACAUAAGUCUUCAUCUUUUUAUUUCUCCAGUCUCUCUUGACUCAUCCUGUUUAUCAUCAUAUCCCUUGAAUAUAUUCCCACCAAAGUGUUACCAACCAGCCUACCUUCUUGGACUCCAUAUUAACUUAUAUUGCUCAUAGCUCUUCCUCCUUGGCUACUGAUUCAUUUCAUUCAAAACUGAUGUUUAUAUACUUCUCCUAAAAAGUCCACCUCCGCUCAAUUCCUUCAAUGUUUUGCAACCUUCCAGAUCCAUGCUCAUCCUACCACAACCGGAUGGUGACACCAUCCUUGAUCCUGUCUAAACCUUUAGACAGUUUUCUUUUUUGUUAAAUGUAUUCUUUUGGGUUUCUUUGUUUUGUGGCUGCCUGCAAGGAGACAAAUCUCACGGUUGUAUAAUGUGUACAUACUUUGAUAAUGUAUGUACUUUGAACUUUGAAUUAUUGUACAGAGGAGAUCAUUCAGAGCAUUGAUUCUUUGCUUGGUCUGAGCAGCAAUUCUGCAAGUUCCAGUUCCCUCUUUCCCCUUUAUAUUAUUUUCUUGUUGUCUCUCCAAUUCCCUUUUUAAAACACUCAUUAAUUUUGUUUCCACCAUCCUUACAAACAGUACUUUAUUCUAACUACUCAGUUUUACAAAAAAUAUUCCUUGCACCUUUUGUCCAAAGUCUUACACCUUUGCCCCACGUUUUUGAGCUAUCUACUAAUGUCUGUGGUAUCGCUGAGACUGUGUAGUUUCAAAAAUAUAAUUUCCUGACCUCUGCUACUUGAGUACUUCUGAGGCAUUGAGGCGUGUAUCCUCUGUUACCUCAAGACUGAACUGUUUCAAUAUAUAGUAGGUUUUAAUUGAUCUAAAACUUUGUGUUCCUCUUAAGCCGAUGCUUGUUGAGAUAGAUUGGAGUGCAGUUAUGCCAUGCCUUAAUUUCAAUAUUACCCUCUUUGAUUUAGGCCUUAAUUUGUCCAUCUCUGUAACUUCAUCCACUCUCAGGGAUAUUGAAAGCACCGGAUAUCUAACCUUUUAAUCACACCCCAAGUACCCCAUCUUCAAUAUUGGUUCUGGAAUUUCCUCAAACUAGCUGUCAAUUGCCUACAUCUUCCAUCUCUCCCCUUUUUGUAUACUGUACUCCUUAAAACCGGUCUCCUUAUACAAGUUCUGGUUAGCCCCUAUAAUAUCUCUCUGUAGCUCAACAUCAAUAAUGUUUAAUAUUGCUUCUGUGAAGUGUUUUUGAAAAAUUCUGUGAAGAGCUUUAGGAAAGCUUCAAGAAUGAAACUUGCUGUUCAAAUUUGACCAAUUUCAUAAUUUUUCACCUCAUGUCAACAUCAAACAUUUACCAUUCUUCAACAAAACGCCUUACUAUAACCUCCAAAAAUGAAUCUGUGUUGUUUUUCAAUCAUGACAAUUCCAGCAUUUGCUUGAAGUUGCCACUUUAAUGCCAGUUCAUUUAAAUGCCAAUUUAAAUUCCAGCAUUUGAAGUUACGAAUUUGUGAACAGUUGUGAAUGUGUAUGCUUGCUGACAUUUUAUAUCAUUGAGAGUCUUUAAAAUAAACUAUUAAAAAUGCUUUUUUUUGUAUUGUUCAAGGCUGUCGGUUAAGAUGAAUCAUGAGUUGCCCAAAAUUGUCUGAAAUUACAAAAUGUACUCCAUAUUAUAUGAAAAUGUUUCUCAUUUCUACCAUCCAAUGGCAAAAUAGUGAUAAUUUAGCCUUUUUUUUUAGGGUUCACUUGCCUUUUUAGAUGAGCCCAUCUGACCCAGCUUAAGUUGUCUCAGUAGUUACCGUAGUCACUUAAAAUACUAAUGCUCUCAGAACAGAGUUGAUCAAAGUGGAAUUGUUUAUCACCUUUUGUCAUCAAAGAUGAAAUAGAAUCCAGAAACACAGUAGCUGAGGCUAACAUUCACUGUUGGGGAGUAGAAUUCUAAGGAUAUUUUUCUACAAGCGGGCUUUGAAAAUUUUUAUUUCAAUUAUCAAGUGUACAGACAAAGUAUGAAAUUAAAUAUUUAAGUUUAUCACAAUUCAGGGAUGUAUUAUUGAAUCACAAUGAUCAAUACGGAUGAACCCCUCAUCAGUAUGUUAUUCUGGUAAAGAAACCAUUUUCUUGUUUCAUAAAUGAUGCAAGUCAAAACAGGUAUACAGUUCUAGUUUCUCAGUGUCUAAAUUAUGUCUUGUCUGUUUAUAUGGUUCUAUAUAAAUGUAUGAAUUCAGAGCAAAAAUACAGUCCCUCAGGCCUGCACUGACUUUUAUUAAAAUCAUGACUGACAUGAUAGUAUCGUCAACCGUGCAUUUCUGCCUAGCAUUUACAACUUGUUCAUUAGAGAGCUGUCUUCCUCUGUCUUAAAAUAUUCCAUGAAUUUACUUCCACUGCUCUUUCGAGGAAGAGAAUUCUGAAGACUUUUAACCUCCACACUGAAGAAUUGUUGCCACCUCUCUGUUUUAAAUGGAUGCCCCUUAUUUUUAAAAAGUAACAUCCAAAUGUAGAUUCUGCAGCUAGAGAGGAAACAUCUCCACAUCUAAUGCCAAGAACCCUCAAGAUCCUUUGUUUCAGUGGAAACCUCUCUGUUCCAAAUUUCACAUGAUACAAGCCUGACCUGUCCAACAUGCCCUUGCCCAUUCCAGGUAUUGGUCUUGGAAAACUUCUCCGAACUGUUCCUUGUGAGUUAACAGCUUUCCAAUGCAUUAAUAUCCUUCCCUUAGUAAAGUGAUGAGUACUGUCCAUAAUAUACCAGAUGUGGUCUCACUGAUACCUU